Molecule: messenger RNA, 1802 nt
Organism: Nematostella vectensis (starlet sea anemone)
Lineage: Eukaryota; Metazoa; Cnidaria; Anthozoa; Actiniaria; Edwardsiidae
Product: melanotransferrin
Exons: 5
Coding region: 445-1677 (410 amino acids)
Biological process (GO): iron ion transport
Cellular component (GO): recycling endosome; plasma membrane; early endosome
Source: RefSeq, a predicted model, not a curated record
CACUGUGAAAUUUGUUUUCCUGAAGAUCUACAAUAUACCGAAGGUCUGCUCUCAGUGAAAGGUCCACUCCAGGGGGGAGGGGAGAGGGUACUUAAAAGUUCACUCAGUCUAGGAUCUUUUGUGUAACAUUGUGAACUUAGCGCGUCGCAAACUCUCGGUGCUAAACACAACGAUUGACCUGCUCAGGCAUCGAUGAUGUAUCUGGCUCGUAAAAAUUAAGGCGGGAGAAAUAUAUUUGGAUCAUAGUUGACAUGUCUGCAUCUAAAAGGGAGUGAUUUGUCACGAUGAAAACCUUGAGAGUAUCAUACUUGGCUAAAUUUAAACCUGUUCAAGUAACUCGGAACUUUAAAUAUUCAUCGCUAAAGACAGGGAAAAGAAAGAGCGUGGGAGAGUUUAUUUGCGUGCUAUAACACACGACGCUGAAUUCACGCUUUCAAACUACAGAUGAGGAUUUUGUUUUGGUUAAUCGCAGCUUUGGGCGGCUCGCUGGCUUGUUUUCCGGCAGAAAAUGCACCGAAACUUGGUCGAUGGUGCUGUAUAUCAGACGCUGAAGUCGAAAAAUGUCAAGCUUUAGCACACGUAGCGUCACGCGUCGUGACAUCAAACGAGACAGUCAAUCUAACGUGUGUGAGAGGGGAUGGCGUGACGGACUGUAUGUCACGCAUUCAGCGUGACGAGGCAGACUUGGUCACUUUAGGCGAGGAAGAUAUCUACAUUGCAGGAGCGAAGUACGGCCUUCGGCCGGUAGUCGCCGAAGACUACGGCAGCAAAGAUAAACACAUUCAUUACGCCGUUGCACUGGUCCGUAGCACAACCACAGUCAACAUCACAACGCUCAAAGGGGCGAUCACCUGUCACCCCCGUGCUGAGGACAUGAUUGGCUGGAAGAUUCCGGUGGGUUUCCUUAUAUGGAAGAAGCUAAUGCAGCGGAAGGAUUGUGAUGUGUACAACUCCGCGGGGGAAUUUUUCGGGAAGAGUUGCGUCCCAGGAGUCUUUGACGCCGCAAAUAAUCUCAAUAACACUAAGCUUCCCUCCCUCUGCGGCGCGUGCUCUAAUCCGACUUGUCCUGGAGACGAAUCUGAGCGUUACUAUGGAUACAAUGGGUCUUACGUGUGCCUCGUGGAGGGGAGGGGUGAAGUAGCGUUUGUCCGUCACACCACGGUGUUUGAGUACACAGGUGUUAUCAAUGAUCUCAAUCCGGGGUUUGACUUCAAAUUGCUGUGCCCGGAUGGAACUGUCAAAGGUGUUGGAUAUUACGAGGAAUGUAACCUGGCCACCAUUCCCGCCCGUGUCGUCAUGACAACAGACUCGAGCCCAGACUUCUGUCGCGUGCGACGGUAUCGCUCUUUCCUGCUCGAGUUUCAAUCAAUCCUUCUAGAAAACCAAACUCUGUUCGAUCUUUUUAACUCGUCUGUAUACAAUGGCACAGAUUUGUUAUUCAAGGAUACUACUAAAAGACUAGUAGAUGUUUAUGAUAGAAACACAACUGAGAAAUGGCUCGGGGAGCGCUAUUACGGUGCUUUGAAUGCGCUGAACUCGUGUGAACUGCCUACAGUCGUUACUAGGACAGUGUCAUCUAGCGGACAAACGCGGCCGAGAAACUAUACAGGUGUCCAGGCUCUUAUGUUAGUCUUAUGGUAUUUAGGGUAUUAUAAUCAAAUAUGGAAUAUAUGGUGAAAAUAUAUGUACAGACUACCGUAUCGGUUUUUUAUAUGUAUAUAUUUAAUGUAUUUAGAUUGUUAUAAAUUAUCCAUAGCUGCUUACUGCAUUUCAAACGGGCUUCAAUGAAAUUUUUAAAAGGG